Saccostrea echinata is the source of this 2778-nucleotide messenger RNA. Its product is annotated as protein hsr-9-like. The transcript has 7 exons. Lineage: Eukaryota; Metazoa; Mollusca; Bivalvia; Ostreida; Ostreidae. Gene Ontology annotation, cellular component: nucleus; mitochondrion. Gene Ontology annotation, molecular function: DNA binding; zinc ion binding; DNA-(apurinic or apyrimidinic site) endonuclease activity. Gene Ontology annotation, biological process: base-excision repair. Bases 43 to 2691 code for a protein of 882 amino acids. The record is from RefSeq and is a predicted model, not a curated record.
UAAUAAUUGUCUUGGCAACUUAUAAACAAAUAGAAGAAAAGGAUGGAAAAGGAUACAACCAUAAUGAGUAAUUCUCAGGUAAAGGAGGGAGUAAAGUCAGUACAGAAUGGCGAGUCACAGGAAGAAGACAUGAAACACUGUGGCCAUGGCAGCACUGCUCAGCCAGAGAAGAACCAAAUCAAUGCAACAACAAAAGUUGUUCCUGAUCAUUCAGCCCAUCCAGUAGAAUUAAAUGUGGAAAAAGAAAAAGAUUCUAACUUUUCAGCUGCACCAGUUGUGACUGAUAUGAAAACAGAGACGGAUAACUCUAAUGCACCUGUUGUAUCAAGAAAAUCAAGGCAAAAGAAGGAUGCCAGUGGAGCAGGGAAAGAUGCCAAGGAAUCAACAGCCAGUGAAGUUGGGAAAGCAGACAAAAAAAAAACUAAAUCAGAACCAAGAACAGAGGCACCUCUUACAGAAGAACAAAAUACUAAUGCUACUGUUACAUUGACAGCUGGAAAAAAGAGAAGGCAGACGGUGGUUAAAAUGGAAGCUAAGCCCGAAAGUCCUGAUGAAGAUGUCACUGGUUCAGAAGUUCCAGCCACAAAGAAAAGAGUGGGAAGACAGGCACAGGAAAAGUCAGUACCUAGUGACAGCAAGGUCCAGCACUGCAAUAAUGACGAAAAUACUGAGGCUAUUGAAGUAGGGACAAAGAAAAAAGGACAUGGGAAGAAGGUUGUUAAAGAGGAAUCUAGCUCACAAAGUAGUGAAGUGAAUCCUGAAUCAGCAGUUCUGAAUGGCAAGAGACAGAGAUCAAGACAAAAUAAGGUGGAAGAUGAAUCCAGUCCCAAGAAGCCUAAGCAAGGAAGUAAAGGUACCCAGAAUAUAGCUGAAUCUAGUCCCAAAAAAGCUAAACAAGAAAACAUCGAUUCCCAGAUUAUAGCUGAACCCAAUAAAAGAAGAGGCAGGAGUAAUAAAGCAGAGACUCACAAUGGCACAGGGGUGGAUGAUCCAGCUGAACCAGACAAAAAGAGAGGAAGGGGUAAUAAAACUGAGACUCACAAAGGCACAGGGGUGGAUGAUCCAGCUGAACCGGACAAAAAGAGAGGAAGGGGUAAUAAAACAGAGACUCACAAAGACACUGGGGAGGAUGAUCCUGCUGUGCCGGACAAGAGGAGAGGGAGGGGUAAUAAAACAGAGACUCACAAAGACACUCAACUGGAUGACCCUACUGAACUGGACAAGAAGAAAGGGAGGGGUAAUAAAACAGAGACUCACAAAGACACUGGGGAGGAUGAUCCUGCUGUGCCGGACAAGAGGAGAGGGAGGGGUAAUAAAGCAGAAACAAACAAAGGCACAGGGAUGGAUGAUCCUCCUGAACCAGACAAGAAGAAAGGGAAGGGAAAUAAAACAGAGACUCACAAAGGCACAGGGGUGGAUGAUACAGCUGAACUGAACAAGAAGAAAGGGAGGGGUAAUAAAACAGAGACUCACAAAGGCACUGAGCUGGAUGAUCCUGCUGAACCAGACAAGAAGAAAGGGAAGGGUAAAAAAACAGAGACUCACAAAGGCACAGGGGUGGAUGAUACAGCUGAACCAAAUAAAACAGAGACUCACAAUGGCAAAGGGUUGAAUGAUCCAGGGGAACUGGACAAAAAGAGAGGAAGGGGUAAUAAAACAGAGACUGAAUCGGACAAGAGGAGAGGGAGGGGUAAUAAAACAGAGACUCACAAAGGCACAGGGGUGGAUGAUCCAGCUCCUAAAGUUCAAAUGGGUAAAAAACAGAAACAAGAUGCAGAGGAACAUAGAAUUUCAAAAUGGGAAAAAAAUGUUGCAAAGUACAAGUGGGCAAAUAGUGCUAAGGACAAGUAUGUAGGAGCCCAUGUAUCCAUUUCAGGAGGGCUAUAUAAAGCUGUUCUGGAAGCAGAAGAGUUAGGGGCUAGAGCAUUUGGGUUAUUUUUGAGGUCCCAGAGACAGUGGGCGAGUAAACCUCUCGAAGACAAAGAUGCACAGAGGUUCAAAGAUACUUGUAAAGAAAAUGGCUAUCCCCCUCAUGUGAUUGUCCCACAUGGCUCGUACCUGAUGAACUGUGGCUCACCUGACGACGUCAGUCUCCAGAAAAGUCGGGACCUCCUACUGGAAGAGCUCCAGCGAUGUGAGAAACUAGGCCUCACAAGGUUCAAUUUCCACCCAGGUUCUACGUGUGGAAAAAUUUCUGUAGAGGAAUGUUUGGACAGGAUUGGAGAAAGUAUCAACCAGGCACUGGCAAAAACACGAGGUGUCACAGCAGUGAUUGAGAACAUGUGCCGCCAAGGAAGCACUGUGGGAGGAUCAUUUGAGGAGCUGAAGGGAAUUAUCAGCCGAGUCCACGACAAAAGCAGGAUUGGCAUUUGUUUGGAUACAUGUCACAUGUUUGCUGCAGGUUAUGAUAUUUCAACAGAAAAGGGUUACCAGAACAUGAUGGAUGAAUUUAAUUGUGUUGUUGGCCAAAAGUAUCUGAAAGCCUUACACCUGAAUGACAGUAAAGCUGAAGUUGGGAGUCACCUGGAUAGGCAUGAGAACAUAGGACAAGGUAGGAUUGGUAAAGCUGGAUUCCAGCGGAUAAUGAAUGACCCUCGACUAAACAACAUUCCCAUGAUUCUAGAGACACCCUGUCCCAAGGAUGACACUUACGAGAAAGAAGUCCGAAUUCUCUACUCCAUGUGUAAGUGAGAGCCAAAAUAAAGGUCCAGGGCUUUGACUGAGAUGGUGUAAAGAUACAUGUUCUUGAUUGUGAACCUGGUUUUGAUUUUCGUUUGU